AUCUCUGCACAAACAAUCUCCAAGUGGGAGUAAGAGAGAGAGAGAGAGACCCCUCCUUCUACUCCAAAUUUUAGUUUAUUUAAGGCUUCCUUCCUCAUCACAAUCUCCAAGUCCAAAUUGAUUCUCUCGUCGAUCUCUUCCCCCGCGAUUUUUCGUUCCAAUUCAUAGAUCGUUGGAGUUCAAUCAACCAUGUUUACGCGAAUUUUUGGAAAGCCGAAGCAAGAAACCAAUGCGCUAGCGACUUUGGAGAAAUUAAACGAGACACUUGAAAUGCUGGAGAAAAAAGAAAAAGUACUACUGAAGAAGGCUGCUGCAGAGGUUGAAAAGGCCAAGGAAUUCACCCGAGCAAAGAACAAAAGAGCGGCAAUACAAUGUCUAAAAAGGAAGAGACUCUACGAACAGCAAAUUGAACAGCUGGGCAACUUCCAAUUGCGCAUUCACGAUCAAAUGAUCUUGCUCGAAGGUGCAAAAGCUACUACAGAGACUGUUGAUGCUCUAAGAACUGGAGCUGCUGCAAUGAAAGCCAUGCAGAAGGCAACGAAUAUUGAUGAUGUGGACAAAACAAUGGAUGAGAUUAAUGAGCAAACUGAGAACAUGAAACAAAUCCAGGAGGCAUUAUCAACUCCUAUUGGUGCUGCAGCUGACUUUGAUGAAGACGAAUUAGAAGCUGAACUUGAAGAACUGGAAGGAGCUGAGUUGGAGGAACAACUUCUCCAGCCUGCCACAACUGCUCCCAUUGUGCCCAUGCAAGUUCCAGCUGGAAGGGUACCUGCCCGUCCAACUCCUCAGAAGAAGAACACAGCCGAAGAAGAUGAGCUUGCUGCAUUACAGGCAGAAAUGGCACUUUAAGGAGUUAUCAAGUAAGAAGAGGAAUUGUGUAAAGAUUGGAUGUGUUGUAAAGAUGAAGGUUGAUUGCUUUGUGUCUGCACUGCCCGUGGCCUAAUUUAGUUUACUUGCUGAGCAAAAAAUCAUUGUACAGAUAAAGUCAAGUAAGCUAUCUUCAUCUUGAAUGCGGAAUAUUCCCGCCGCCCCCUGGUUUUAAAUUAUUGUUAUUUUCCAUUUCCAAACAUCCUUUGAACUGGAAACUGAAAUUCUCGAAACUGCAGAAAUUCCUGAUUGAGCAUUUAAGUUGACCGUGAGUUUUUCUUUUUCACGUUGAUGGUGUUUAGAAGGGGAGGAGAACAUAGAAUCUGAUAUCAGUUUACAGUUGAUAUUUGCAUUGGCUGCUGUGAGAUAUCAAAAUUUACUUUCUUUCCCUGCUCCAUUGUCAACUGAGCAAAUUAUUUUUUUUGUUUCACUUUGUGACAGUUAAAUGAUUGUUAUACUAAAUCUGUUUUUAGCUGUGA
This is a messenger RNA of Diospyros lotus (date-plum), 1346 nucleotides long. RefSeq names its product vacuolar protein sorting-associated protein 32 homolog 2-like. Gene Ontology annotation, biological process: late endosome to vacuole transport via multivesicular body sorting pathway; vesicle budding from membrane. Lineage: Eukaryota; Viridiplantae; Streptophyta; Magnoliopsida; Ericales; Ebenaceae. The coding region runs from base 190 to 849 and encodes 219 amino acids. The record is from RefSeq and is a predicted model, not a curated record. The transcript has 8 exons. Gene Ontology annotation, cellular component: cytoplasmic side of plasma membrane; ESCRT III complex; multivesicular body.